AUGAACAAAAGUAAAAACCAAACACCUAAAACUUUGCCAAAAGAAGAGCAAGAACUACCCAAAUUUGUUGUAUAUUUACGAUUUCCGUUUUCUAGGAAUGGAUUUCAAGAUCCUGGGUCUAAUGAAUGGAAUGAAGAAAAGGCACAUGAACUACGGGAAUAUUUAUCGACCACUACUUUAAAGCGUGGUGAAUUAGACUGGAGCUAUUUAGCAAAUCGAUUUCAAGUGUCAGAACCUUUUAUUUUGCAACAAGCAAUAUGGCUUUAUGAACGAGAACUUGAACACGUUCGGGACCAAAUGCAAAGAGUAAACCGACAUAUUUUUGUCAACAAGUCACAAGAAAAAUUCAAGACAUCGUUUAGAUCAAUUUUCCCAUUGCCGAAACAAGGAUUAUCAGAAUCGUGGAUUACGCCAGUGGAUGGUAAACCUUUUCAUCAAAAUACACAUAAAAUUCCGUCUAAUAAUGAAGCUCAGCAACGCCAUUUUAACGAAAAUAGCACAAACCCAAAAAUAGUUAAGAUAACAUUAGACUCUAAUCAACCACACCUGAAAUCUGAUGAUUACUUUUUUUCUUUACGUAAGAAACUUGAAAAAGAAAACCCAUCAAACUCAAAUGAUAAAAAUGAAAUUUUUCAGGGCGACGAAAAUAACGUGGGAAAAAACGAACCUUAUGAGCAAAACCUACACGACAAAAAUAGUCUAUCAAUGGCAAUGAAUAAAUUGACAAAGCAUUUGCCUUUGAAUAGGGACUUUAAAAGACCUUCGAUAUUUGAAUCUGAUACGGAAGAUUUUGGCGAUGAAGAAUUUAAUGAAGAAAAAACAAAUUAUGAUAGCAAGAUAUCGGAUGAGUUUGGAGAGGAUGACUAUGAUGCAUUUUUAACAUGA
Magnusiomyces paraingens is the source of this 885-nucleotide messenger RNA. RefSeq lists its product as uncharacterized. Gene Ontology annotation, biological process: autophagosome assembly. The record is from RefSeq and is a predicted model, not a curated record. The transcript has a single exon. Bases 1 to 885 code for a protein of 294 amino acids. NCBI's taxonomy places the organism in Eukaryota, Fungi, Ascomycota, Dipodascomycetes, Dipodascales, Dipodascaceae. Gene Ontology annotation, cellular component: phagophore assembly site.